Molecule: messenger RNA, 1155 nt
Organism: Pestalotiopsis fici W106-1
Lineage: Eukaryota; Fungi; Ascomycota; Sordariomycetes; Amphisphaeriales; Sporocadaceae
Exons: 1
Coding region: 1-1155 (384 amino acids)
Molecular function (GO): dipeptidyl-peptidase activity
Source: RefSeq, a predicted model, not a curated record
AUGCCACAGCUCAACUUCAACGAAGCUUUCAUUGAGAUCCAGGCUGGCAACCAUUUCAUUGACGAUACACUCAUAAUGUCGCUCGCCGAGCCCAACAACACGCUCUACUGGCAGGACAAGACCGUCCGACUCGAGAACAUUGAAAUUCCCGCCUAUGUAGUGGCGUCUUACGAAAACGUGCUGCAUACGCACGGCACCUUUGAAGGCUUUCGCAAAAUCCAAUCUGAAAACAAGUGGCUGCGCGUACACAACAGCCACGAGUGGUACGACCUGUACCAAAACGACAGCCAGAGCGAGCUCCUACAAUACUUUGACUAUUACCUCAAAGGUAUCGAUAAUGGAUGGGAGGAAACACCCCAAAUCCGCGUCUCUCUCCUCGACCCCAAUGGUACCGACGUUGUCAAUCGUGUUAUUGAAGAAUGGCCACCCUCUGAUUACACCUUUUCCCAGUUGUACCUCCAUCCCAACAAUACAAUGUCGCCUGAUCAGGGUGCCAUUGCAGCCAAUGUCUCGUAUGCUGCCGUUAAUGGGUCAGCUAUUUUCCAAAUCCCGGUGGAGGAAGAAAGCGAAUUGCUUGGAUACAUGAAGCUGCGCUUAUGGGUUGAGGCUGUCGGAUCCGACGAUAUGGACCUUUACAUUACUGUCACAAAGGUCUCUGCUAAUGGUGAUGCUCUUCUGCGGACGCUGCCCCAAGGUGGUACAAGCAUUUCGGCAGCGUACCAGUAUUCCCAUGUCUCCCGCCGGCAGCUUGACACGGACAAGUCUACAGAAUCUGAGCCUGUGUUGUUGUUCCAGGGGGAGCAAAUGCUCUCGGCCGGCGAAAUUGUGCCCGUCGAUAUCGGCCUCUGGCCUCUCGGUCUGCGCAUCCACGCCGGAGAGAUGUUGCAAGUCACUGUCGAGCCCGGCGUAGACAGUAUCGGCGGGCCGGCGUUUGGCAGCGCUGAGAUCCCAGUUCCUCGAGAGUCCUUUACUUUUAUGCCUGCCGACAACAUAACCUUUGUCACUCUUGGUGAUCCCACCCUGUGGGCACCCGACUGGGUGACUGAACAGGCCCCGAGUCAAACCUCGCGUAACAUUGGUACUCACGUUAUCCAUAUGGGUGGUCAGUACGAUAGCCACCUGUUAGUACCUUUGAAGACGGUGAGACACGUAUGA